Molecule: messenger RNA, 862 nt
Organism: Cajanus cajan (pigeon pea)
Lineage: Eukaryota; Viridiplantae; Streptophyta; Magnoliopsida; Fabales; Fabaceae
Product: anti-muellerian hormone type-2 receptor
Source: RefSeq, a predicted model, not a curated record
AUUAGUAAUUAGUGUUAAUUUUUAAUUGACAGUGAAAUUAUUGUUUAAAAUAUCAUAACUUGUCCAAAAUUAAGUCUUCCCAUUCAUGUUUCUUUUAUAUUUGUAAAUUGGUUAUUGUAAUUACUAGCGUUGGCUUUCGAGCUUGGUCUCUUUUGGCAUUCUCUCACAUCACCAACACCAUGGAAGCCUCAAGGAUGGUACUGUUGUCACCAAUAUCAAGCUGCAACGUGCGCAGGAAGCAUCUUAACGAGUCACUGAGAAAGCCAAGGUCUUCUCCAAUGGCACUGAAAAUAGUGAACAUGGCGAAGGAGGGCAGCGACACGGGCAACGGCAUCAUAGAAAAAGUAGCCAUAGCGGGUGGAUUAAUCUCCACCCCAGUAAUUGGUUGGUCUCUUUACACCCUCAAAACCACAGGGUGCGGCCUGCCACCUGGUCCAGGUGGCUCAAUCGGUGCACUGGAAGGAGUGAGCUACCUCGUAGUUGUGGCCAUAGUGGCUUGGUCCUUGUACACUAAAACCAAAACUGGUUCUGGUCUACCAAACGGUCCUUUCGGUUUGUUGGGUGCGGUUGAAGGCUUAUCUUAUUUGGCAUUGGUUGCCAUUGUGGUUGUGUUCGGGUUGCAGUACCUUGACCAGGGUUACAUCCCUGGUCCUCUCCCCGCCGAUAAGUGCUUCGGCUAGAUUCUCUGCUAAUACGAGCCACUACAAUUCUAUCCUUCUACUUCUGGAUAAGGUCCCACCACGUGUCUUAGGAAUCUCUUUUUCCUUUUCCACUUGUUACAAUAUUAAGUAACCAUCUUUUUUUCUAAGUUGUAACUUGUAAGGUGUUUACGCCAUAAAUGGAAAUGAAUUUGUUUAUGUCA